Molecule: messenger RNA, 752 nt
Organism: Moneuplotes crassus
Lineage: Eukaryota; Ciliophora; Spirotrichea; Euplotida; Euplotidae
Source: the annotation of a GenBank genome assembly
AAUAAAUUUAGCAAUUCCUAAAAUGAACAUAUCAUGCUACAAAAGCCCUAAAAUAAGAAGAGUAGCCCAGAAGUUUGACAUCGAUUCACUUAAACUCAACAUCCUGCGCAAAUAAGCUUGCUUCUCUCAAAAGGAGCAGGUUUAUGAUGUCCUGCAAUGAUGCAGUUGUGCUUUCCCAACCUCGGAAACGGGCAAAUAAUUCUAAUUUCUGUAAUAAAGUUCUGAGAGUCUCUUAUAAUAACUUAUUUCGUGAGAGAUCAAUGUCUCAUCAAAGAACUUCUGAAAUCACUUCUGAAAGAAGUUCUCACACUGGAAAUCAAUCAAUUGAAGGUCUGAUGAAGAUACAAGAGACUAAGCCUGUCUAUCAAGCUGUCAACAAGAAGAUGAUUCAACAUGAAAGAAUCAAGAAGGUCAUGGAAAGAACCUAUCUUAAAAAUCUAAAGAAUAUAACACAGAAAUACAAUUUUGAUAAGAUUCAAGAUUUUAGAGUUCGUUUUAAGGAUAAGUGAGGUUUCAAAACUGGAAAUAAAGAUGAGGAACUUGAGCAAGAUCCUGAUUUACCACAUAUUCCUCUGAUAAAAUUUUCAUCCUGCAAACAGACUCCGAUUAAUCUGAGUUGCACUAGUUCACCCAUGAAAAAGGUUGACUAUACUCCCAGGAACUUGAGAAAUUUGAUAGAAAAACCGAGAAAAAUUAGAUGAAAUAUGAGUUACCUUGAGAGAUGACCAAAACAAGAUUUUGACUCAUUAUAA